This is a messenger RNA of Helianthus annuus (common sunflower), 1107 nucleotides long. RefSeq lists its product as uncharacterized. NCBI's taxonomy places the organism in Eukaryota, Viridiplantae, Streptophyta, Magnoliopsida, Asterales, Asteraceae. Bases 126 to 692 code for a protein of 188 amino acids. The transcript has 3 exons. The record is from RefSeq and is a predicted model, not a curated record.
UCAAAGAGUUAGCUACUCUCUCUGAAGAAUCUCAAGAACGAAUCAACCGGAUCUACCAGUUGCCUGAUUGUGACAGAUCCUUUUCACAGCAUCUUCCGAGUUCAAGCCAGUAUUCCUCGUCAGACAUGUCAGCACCAGUCAAAGCUCCAGAGAUCUUUGAUCUCGACGAAUUGGACAGUUAUGCUAUUCCUGUUCAAGUGAAGAAAGAACCUAGCAAACCUGCUUCUACCUCCAAACCAGCAUCUGGUCCUAAAUCGGCAGUUGUUCCCAAGCCUUCUCCUGCUACCAAGCCACGUGCCUCAAGUUCCCGAAAAAGAAAGGAAACUGACUCUCCAGCCUCAUCUGAAACCUUCCCCUUUGAGAACCACGGGUUCGUUGAGUCCAGUGGCUUCAUGACUGGCUUUCUUAAUCAGGGUCUGGAACGUCUCAUGUCCCUCUAUGAGGAUGCUUGUGGGCUGAACAAGAUGCUGGAGAUCAAGCUCAAAAAAGCCGAGGAAACCAUUGCUGAUCAAGGGAUAAUCGCCAAGGCACAGUCUCAGCACUACGAAGACAAAUUCAAAGCCGUGACCCAAGAAGCCAAAGCUGCUAUCAACAAGGCCACCGAAGAUGCUCGAGCCAAGAUGGACGCCGCCCAACUCCAAUUGAGCAGGAUAAGACUUCCUACCGAGAUGGUCUCAAGGGGUCAGUUGUAAUCUCCCUCCUCCAAGCCAGAUUAAAGAUGGCUUAUGAAGCCAAAUCCUUGGGCUUUGAAUGCCCUUCCUGGGAUGUGAAGGCUUGGGAGGCAAAACUGAGAGACCUCGGGGGAAGUCCUGUUGAGUAUCCUGCCAAGCUUGCGGGUGAAGAGCCUUCCAAGGCAGCGGAGGAAGCGGCGGAUGCUGAGAAGAAUCCCGGGGGCGAUGCUGGAGCAGGUGCUGAUGGAGUGGUGGUUGAAGAGGGUGCUGCCCCUUGAAAACAGCGAAGUGGGCGAUGAUGGAUGUUUUAUGCCGAGGUCGAAGCCCACUUUUUUAAGCUUGAUGGUUGUGAUCUGUUGAACAAUUUAUUUUCCAUGUCUUUUGAACAAUUUACCUUUCCUGCAUUAGAACAAUUUGAUAACCAAAGGUGGAUGUG